Molecule: messenger RNA, 3078 nt
Organism: Saccostrea echinata
Lineage: Eukaryota; Metazoa; Mollusca; Bivalvia; Ostreida; Ostreidae
Product: zinc finger protein 182-like
Exons: 2
Coding region: 296-2932 (878 amino acids)
Cellular component (GO): nucleus
Source: RefSeq, a predicted model, not a curated record
ACAUUGAUUGGGAAAGCAACCAACUAAAUAAAAACCAGAAUUUGAGUUGUUUAGAGUUAGUGAUCCCCAAAUGAAAGGUUGGAAACAAACUGAAGUCAAAAGAACUGCACCUGUGUGGAAGCUGGUUGUGCUGUAGAAUGGGCUUUCUCUAGUCCAUCCUUAGCUAGAAUGUUGGUGUUUAUUGUAUCAGGUUUGACGUUUUGUGUUGGGAUAAAUUAGAUAAAAAAUGUGAAAACAACAAAAUUAAAGUAGUUUCUAAGAUAGCCAAUUACAAAUAGAAAAUUGACUUUCAAAUAUGGAUUCCCAAGGAGGGCACCAUGAUCCUAUCAGGGAUAUUUUCUCGAAUCCCCGCCUUUGGACAAAUGGGAAUUCUCGUGAUAAGAUGGAGGCUAUGUCAAAACUUGAUUCCAUAUUAUAUAAUACAAUAAACACCAUGGUUAAGAAUGAGCCACCAAGUUCUAAUGAAAGUAUGUAUAAUCCACAGUCUUUUAGCCUACCACCAGGUAGAGCAAACCCAUAUUUAUUGAAUUCACCGGCAAGAAACUCAAAUGACCUUCUGAAAGCACCUUAUGCUAAAGAAGAUGAAAGUCUGCAAAUUGAUGCCAAUCAUUUCACAACAAAUGACAUCAUGUCCAGCUCUUCAAGGAGAAGUCUUGCAUUUAAGAAAAAGUCCAGUCUUCCAAAGGAAGUUCAUAAUGACAUGGAUGCCAUGUUUGAUGAAUAUGGGAAGAAUGCAGAACGUGGACAAUCAGAGCCCUAUUUGCUGGACCAACAACUGUCAGAGAUUCAGGAACAAUGUCCUGAUGAGAAUCCCUUCCAUCUCGCCAAAAAUUCCAAUCUGGAGGAUGCACAUAAAAUGCAAAUUUAUACAACAUAUUCAGGCAACAGUAUGUUUAUUGAAUUGGGAAAUCAUUCAAGUACUGUACACACUGAGGCUAAAGAUGCAGGUUUACAAGAUACUGAAACAUACGAUCCAAAUAGUCUUAGCUCUGUUCUAGUGGACACUGAAUAUGGAGGCAAGCAAAGUGAAAGAAAUCAAAUGGACUUAAGAAAUGAAAAUGCAAUAACUGAUGAACAGAACCGCCUGAAGCCAGUGAAAGGCACAAGGAAAUAUUUUAUCAAAAUUAUUAAUGGAAAGAAGUUUCAUGAGUGUUCAAUGUGCACUAAACUCUUCAGGACCAGAGCAGAGAGAAAAGCUCACAACAAGAUGCACAAAGAAACUAUUAUGGAUGUUGAUGUUAAGAUAAUUGAUGGCAAGAAAUGGCGGGAAUGCUCAGAGUGUUUUAAGCUUUUUAAGACACGCAAAGAGUUACGUAUUCAUUUUCGCAUUCAUUCCAAUGAAAAACCAUAUUCCUGUGAAGUAUGUGGCAAAGCUUUUAAGCAAAUUGCUCAUAUGAAUUCUCAUAUGAAAAUCCACUCUGGAGAGAAACCACACACCUGUGAUCUAUGUGGUAUGAAUUUCAGUGAACGGUCAAGUCUUAAGCGUCAUAUCCGUCGACACUUAGGGAUACGCCCAUUUCAAUGUGAAAUAUGUGAGAAGACGUUUUAUACAAGCACUACAUUAAAAUCUCACAAAGAAUCUCAUGAAAUUCGUUUUGGAACUAAAGAACGUUACAAUUGUUCCAUUUGUAAAAAGAGUUACUCUAGGAAGGAAACUUUGAAUAAGCACAUGAAGACUCAUGAUCCAGAACAAAGGAUAACAUGUGAACAAUGUGGGUGCUACUUUCUGACCAAAGCUCACCUAAAGCGACAUCAGUUGACACAUAAAGUAACUGAAGACACAAAUCAAGAUUACAAGAAGUUCUUUUGUGGUGUUUGCGAGAAGAAAUUUUCCACUGAUUGUCUCCUUAAAUCACACAUGAUAACUCACAAAUCCGAGAGGGAUUUCAUGUGUGAUAAAUGCACUUGUACAUUCAAAGACAAGUAUGCUCUCCAAAGACAUAGUCUUGUGCAUAAUCCUGUAGAGCGGGAGAAGAAAGCCUCACAUUUGUGUGAACAGUGCGGCAAGAAGUUUUUGUCUUGUAGCAGUUUACGUUAUCAUCUGACAACUCACAUGAACAGCAAACCUUUUUCUUGUGAGGUGUGCAGCAGGACCUUUUCUCGACAAAGGGAUAUGAUAAAACAUGCCACCAUUCAUGAAACUGAUACUGAUUUCAAAUGUCCAGAAUGUGAUGAAACAUUCCAGUUAAGGAAACAAUUGCUAUUACAUAUUUCAAGACAUCAUCCCGAGGAAGAAAAGAUACACCAAUGCAAGAUAUGUUUGAAAAUUUUUAGUCGAGAUGAUACAUUGAAAUGUCACAUGAAGAGACACGAAGGAACUGCUUAUCAGUGUAACAAAUGUGACAAGAUAUUUGACAGGAAAUCCAACCUUAAAGUGCAUGAGCUUACCCAUGUCAUGACCAGUGAUAUUCAGUGUCCGUACUGUCCAAUGAAAGUUAGAUACAAAAGAAGUCUGGUCAGACAUAUUUCCAGGAGGCAUAAAAAUGUGGUCCAAGAUGAAUCUCCAUUGCAAAGCAGUUUGUCAAAGGCAAAUUCUGAGCACCAAAGUUCUUCAGUAGAUGAAGAAGAGAAAAAUUCCUUAAAUGAGUACUAUAGUGAAGCAAAUACAACACUCUCUAUUGAGACUGAUGAUGUCUCAAAUGAUGAAAACAGUACAUAUUUAUCUCAGUAUGAAUAUACUGCAGAUGAUGAUGAUUCAUUUCUUGAGCAAGAUUCUCCAUCUGAUGGGCCCAAAUAUGCUACUGACAAUGAAAAAAGUUAUUCAGGUAGUGUGGUUCAAAUUGAUGGACCUUCCACACCUCUGUCACUUGAUAGGAAACCAGAAGAGGGUAUUCAUUCAGGCAGUGAUUUAGUAGCAAUGCAAGACACACCAAAAUUUACACAUGUGAAGGAAGAGAGUAACUCAUCAACAGAUGAGUACUCAGACUAUUAAUACGAUGAAACCUUAAACACUGAAUAAAAAGUAACUAUGAUGUUAAAUAUGUAGCCCAAUUUACAUUAAUCAUGUUAAUUGAUAUCAAUAUUUAUUUCAUCUUGGUUUAUUUAAAUAAAAUUAAUAUUAGACAUACCUUCUCUGUG